GUUGUUCACCUGUUUAAUAAAAUCUGCUGCUGCCUGAAAUAAUCGGGGAGCUGCCAGUGGCUGCUGGGUCCGGUUCGAUUCGGUUCGGUUUAAACACAGAAGGAAGUCGAAUAAUCGGUGCGGGGAAGUGGCGCGAGCUCAGUGCGGGUUUCACACCUUUUACAUUCAUAUUCUCUCUCUCUCUCUCUCGUCAUGGCUCUGCUGAUGGAGCACCAGUUCAGGCAGCUCCCUGCCGACAAACAGGUGGAGACUCGACCCUUCCUCGACGCAGUUUCCCACCUUCCGCCUUUCUUCGAUUGUCUCGGCUCCACUGUUUUUGCCCCCAUUAAGGCCGACAUCACUGGUAACAUAACUAAAAUCAAGGCAGUGUACGACAGCAACCCGAGUCGAUUCAGGACGCUGCAGCAGAUCCUGGAGGCGGAGAAGGAGAUGUACACGGCCGAGUGGCCCAGAGUCGGAGCUACACUCUCACUCAUGUGGCUCAAAAGGGCGCUGCGCUUCGUUCAGGUCUUCCUGCAGAGUUUAGUGGAUGGUGAGAAGGAUGAGAACAACCCCAACCUGAUCAGAGUGAACGUCACUAAAGCCUAUGAGAUCUCGCUGAGAAAAUACCACAGCUGGCUCGUGCAAAAACUUUUCAAAGCGGCGCUGUACGCUGCUCCGUAUAAGUCGGACUUCCUGAAGGCGCUGUCUAAAGGGCGUGAUGUGAAAGAGGAGGACUGCCUGGAAAAAGUGCGUCAGUUUCUCGUCAACUACACCGCCACCAUCGACGUCAUCUACGAGAUGUACACCAAGAUGAACGCUGAACUCGACUACAAAGCCUGAGCUGUGGCCCCGCCUUCUGAUUGGACUGAUCUGCGUUCUGACCGGACCACGUCUCUCUCAGGGUUCCUCUGAGCCUCUCGUUUGUUGUUUGUUUUUCUGUUCUGUUCUGGAAACGUGGUCCGUCCCGCAGGAGAGCGCCGACUCUUAUUCAGGACACUGCUGUGUGAAAACGCUGUCAGUUUGAUGUGUUCAGUGUCUUGCAGGGCGAGUGGACAUGAGGUACAAUCUCCUUAGAACAUUAUUUAUAACAUUAUGAGAAAUAAAGUAACAUUUAUAAUAAAGUGCAGGUCAUUUACGGUUACGCUACUUCAAAUAUUUAACAGUUAUUCUACAAAAUCGAGUCGUACAUGAGCUGAUAGGCGACGAGGCGCGUAGCACCGAGUCGUCUAUAAUCCAUGUACGACAAGAUUGAGUGGAAUAACUGUUUUAUUCUAUCCACAUUCACUGGAUUUUGAGAAACAGAGCAUUUUUAUUGUUAUUUUUUGCAAAUUCUAUAAAUAGAAAACUUUAUACAAAAUGUCCGACAAAAUCAUUUUCGCUUAGAAUGUAAACAAACCGGCGAAAUGACAAGAGCAGUUUGUGAAAAAUGCGAUAAUAAUAAUAAUUCUUGAAAAAUAAAAAAUACGUUCUUACCAUCAAAUACUUUCAUUCCAUAUUUUCUUGCUUUUUUUUUGUAUUUUUGGGGGUUUUGUUUUCAAGUAGAGUUUUUUUCCGUCCUCGCGCCGCCAUUUUUUCUUUAUCUUCUUUUCUUUAGGGUAUUUUUGGUGAUUUGGCAAAUGAACUUAAAGGUGCAUUACCGCCACCUGCUGGGCUGGAGUGUGGAACAGGCGAUAUUGGGGGGAAAAAAAACUAUAUUCUUUCAUUUAUCUAUUUCUGUUUCUUUUAAGUACUUGAUAACAAUAGUGAUAUAUCUGAUUUGAUGCGCUCCGCCAUUUAGUUUUUCUCUACUCACGGUAUAUGAGCGGAUAUCCUAGUAGUAGAGUAGCCAAUCAGAGCGCGUGAUUGCUCAUAUCCAGUGAAUGUGGAUAGACUCAUACAGGAUGGUGGAGGAUCAGUGCACUGUGCAGAGUAACAGACGGACUGCGGUCAGUAACUCGACCCUGAAGUGUGUGUGUGGGCUGUUUUUUUUUUUUAAUCGCACUCCUGAAGGAAUUCUGAAUAAUCACCCCUACUCUUACAGUUAUUAUUUUUAGUUACACCUGCCUUUUGCAUUUUUUAUUUAAAUUAAACUUAGCUGGCUCUAUUUAUGAAAAUAUGAAAAAAAUACAUAACUUUACACCGUUGUGUCCCGAGCCAGGAGUUACUGAAAAUUAAAGAAUCGUUAUGUAACUGAGCGAGCUUCAUAUCUGACCUCCUGCUCGUGAUCACAUGACCCUACGUUCACAUUAGUAAGGGAUGAACGUGCAGGAUCUUUAUCCAUGUACAGUACCUGCGUUAAAAACAGUCACGAUUUCAGCCACAGAUGCAGCACGACGCUGUGAAACACCCCAGACUGACUCCAGAGACUCCCUGGGUAAAUCCCGCGGCUCGAUAUUCCUUCAGUCCCUCACUCACAGCUGCAGUUCGUCCCCGUGCGCUGUCUGACGCACAGAAAUGGAAGAAAAGCUGAGAACCAUGGUUCCAUCUGACCCUGUUACAGAUAAAUAAAAGCCUGAAGGAAGGAGCACAGACUGCUGGUGGUUCCGGUGAGGGGGACCGAGGUCAUGUGGCUGAUUUUGUACAGCGUUUAAAGAAAAAUGAUGAAAAUGCUGACACACGGCAGAAUUUUGGUGAACUUGGGCGCGAUGUGACAUUUUUCUGAUUCUGGAGUUUGUGUAAUGUGAUUUCAUUUCAGUUUCUAAGUCAUGUGUUAUUAAGUGUUAAGAGGAUUUUAAAACUAUUUGGUGUGUGUGUGUGUGAGUGUGAGAGAGAGAGAGAGAGAGAGAUGAUGUUUAUAUGAGUGAGUUAAUGAUGCAUAAUAAACUGCCCUUGUGUUUGUAA
This is a messenger RNA of Neoarius graeffei (lesser salmon catfish), 2802 nucleotides long. It is a transcript of the gene gltpa, whose product is annotated as glycolipid transfer protein a. Gene Ontology annotation, biological process: ceramide transport; intermembrane lipid transfer. Gene Ontology annotation, molecular function: ceramide 1-phosphate transfer activity; ceramide 1-phosphate binding. The transcript is spliced from 5 exons. Lineage: Eukaryota; Metazoa; Chordata; Actinopteri; Siluriformes; Ariidae. Gene Ontology annotation, cellular component: membrane; cytosol; cytoplasm. The record is from RefSeq and is a predicted model, not a curated record. The coding region runs from base 193 to 822 and encodes 209 amino acids.